Molecule: messenger RNA, 2123 nt
Organism: Nilaparvata lugens (brown planthopper)
Lineage: Eukaryota; Metazoa; Arthropoda; Insecta; Hemiptera; Delphacidae
Product: facilitated trehalose transporter Tret1
Exons: 4
Coding region: 247-1704 (485 amino acids)
Biological process (GO): transmembrane transport
Cellular component (GO): membrane
Molecular function (GO): transmembrane transporter activity
Source: RefSeq, a predicted model, not a curated record
UGUGCUCUGGAAUAGGCCUAAUAAGUUUGACUGAGGUGGAGACUUGUUAUGUAACCGCAUCUACAUGCUUACGUAACGGGCCCUGGAUCUGCAGCGCCAACUAUACAGGCAUACAUCCAGUUGUGAAGCCUCUGCUUGCUAGCUAGGGCCAUACAUCAUUGCCGUCGCUCCCAACACGUCGCUAUUUGACAAUAUUCACCAAUCUCAGUAAGUAAUUUGAUGGGAAUGACCUUUUGAAAAACAAAAAUGGCGUCAACAUCUGAAGAGUCUGCAGCGACUCCUUUGCUGUCUGCUGGAAAGGGCAAUCUAGAUGAGAACAAAUCUCCACUCAAGAAGCAUGCUUUUAUUGCAUUCGUGAUUGCACUCCCAAGCAUUGCUCCAGGAAUGUGCCUUGGUUUCUCAGCAGAAACAUUGCCUCAACUUGAUCUGGGAGUGUCUGAUGCAGCUUGGUUUGCGAGCGUCAUAGCACUGAUGAUCCCGAUUGGCUACCUGCUGAGUAAACCAGUGAUGGAGAGAUUCGGGCGUCGAGUGGCCCUCCACACAGUCAGCGUGGUCGGCCUGCUAGGCUGGCUGAUGCUGUCCUUCCGACCCACCGACCCCACUACAGUCAAGCUCUACCUGGGACGCAUGCUCACUGGCGUGUCGGUUGGCUUGGCCAUGCUGCCAGCCGCCACCUACGCCAACGAGAGUCUCAAGGACGCCGUCGAACAGACCUCGAUCGUCACCUGGUCAACUGUAGCCCUAUGUUUCGGCAUUCUGGUCACCUACAUCUGCGGAGCUAUGAUUCCCUACUACCAGGUGGCCGGCGUGGCUGCCAUCAUCUCGGUGUUCUCCCUGCUCGCUGUGGCCAUCUUUGUGCCCGAGAGCCCAGCCUGGCUGCAGACCAAGGGUAGGCAAGGAGAUGCCGAGUGGGUGCAGAAACAGCUGGGAGCUUCCCAGGCUGGCUCCAGCACCGACCCAGAGCAAUCCUCGCCCAGCGCUCCCCCGGCACCAGCCGAGCCCCAACCAACCAGUCUCAAGGAAAUCAUGAAGGAGAUCGAAAAGCCAGAAGUGCACAAACCCCUUUUGAUAAUGUCAGCAUUCUUUUUCUUCCAGCAAUUUUCUGGUGUGUUUGUGUUCAUUGCCUACAUGGUUGACAUAGUGAGAAGCGCAGGAGUGAUCGCCUUGAACCCCUACUUUGUGACCGUGCUCAGCGGAGUCAUCAUAUUCGGGGCGUCAAUAGUGGCCAGCUUUGUCUACCCCAAGACCGGCGUACGAGCUCUGGCAACCCUUUCUGGUGCCGGCAUGUGCAUAACCAUGCUUUUCAUUGCUGUCUAUCUGUCUUUGAGACCUUACUUCUUCACAAGAGCUGAAUACUACUACCUAAGAUGGAUUCCACUGAUUGCUAUACUUGUGAAUAUCACGUCGAGCACUUUUGGAUUUCUGAUCUUGCCGUGGUCGAUGCUCGGAGAGGUGUUCCCGUUGAACGUGAAAGGAACAGCCGGCGCCAUAGCAACUACUCUCGGCUACAUCUUCUGCUUCAUUGCCAUCAUAUCGUUUCCCCAUCUAUGGCUUUCUAUGGGAAGUGAUGGAGUGUUUUACUUCUAUGGGUUCUCGGCCCUUCUCGGAACUCUAUUUGUGUACUAUUUCCUGCCAGAAACCCAUGGUAAAACACUGGAGGAAGUUCUGGACGGAUUCUCAAAAAAGAAAAAAGAACAAGUAUGAAGAAGUUGAGAGGUCCAAACUUGGGCAUUUCCCCUUUCCGAGUAUUUAUUCAGACCUUAUAACAUAAAUCAUUUAAAGGAUAGGUAAUGGUUUCUUAGGCGAGAUUCAACACUCAAGUAGAAGUGGAGAGCAGUAUUAACAACAAAUAUAUUCAUACACAUUCCAUUAUCCCUCUAGUCUUAAAAUAUUGAACCGCCUUGUUUUUCUACCUGGAGUGACAAGUUUUCUCAAAUCUAUUUGGAGGAAGAAUCUCAACAAAAAACACUUUCCCUCAUUUUUUACGAUAUAUUAUUCUGAGUAGAGAUUCGAUCUGUUAAAAUUUAGUUAGUAGAUUAAAGGAAUGCUAUAUUUUUUUUAUAUGAUGAAUAAUAAGCACCCCAAGAGGCAGAUAAAAGUGCAAGGAAAAUCUAGAUUCAGAA